Molecule: messenger RNA, 2101 nt
Organism: Amaranthus tricolor (Joseph's coat)
Lineage: Eukaryota; Viridiplantae; Streptophyta; Magnoliopsida; Caryophyllales; Amaranthaceae
Product: protein RETICULATA-RELATED 3, chloroplastic-like
Exons: 2
Coding region: 244-1470 (408 amino acids)
Source: RefSeq, a predicted model, not a curated record
CUAACACCUACCACCAAAAUUUUUAUUUAUUACUCAUUUUUUUUAACACAACCCAUUAUUAAUAUCAAAUACCAAAUAUUCAAAUUCAUGAUUCCUGUUAUAAGUGUCCAAAUUUCCUCUACAUCUUUCACUACUAUAGCAUCUAAUUCUUUAUUUUUUUCUUAUUUUACUUUUUAUUAAUCAUAUUUUUUUUGAAAGAAUUUUAUUAAUCAUAUCUUAAUAGUAUAUUCUCUUCAAUACUUUAUGCUUUUCCUAAAAAGAAAUAAAACAAUAAAAAAAAAUUAUUUGAUUUUUAUUAAAACAUCUACUUAUACACUUUUCGCUUCAAAUUAUCUCCCUCCUCACCUAAAACCUAAUUUCGCCGCUAACUUUCCGCCAUUGACAACCCUCUUCAAACCUUCAUCAAUGGCAUCUUCAAUGGCCAUCCAUAUUCGUUAUCCACAUGCUAAUCAACUUCGAUUCCAUCCUCUUUCACCCAAUCGAUUUACUAUAUCCAAUUCAGUUUCUUUCCCUUCAAUUCAAAAUCUCGAUUUGAAAUUAAAUUCCACUUUUAAUCACAAUCUUAAGCUUUGCUUCUCCUCCAAUGGUGGUGGUGGCGCUGGAUACAUUGGUGGAAACAGUGGCGGGGGAGGAGGUAGCGAUGGCGAAGAUUCAUCAUCAAAUUCCGAUAAAAACGAUGGGAAUUCAUCGUUGUGGGAGAAUCUAGGGUUAAUCGGAAUAUUUAUCAAAGGAUGGAAAUCUAGGGUUUCAGCGGAUCCACAAUUUCCGUUCAAAGUGUUGAUGGAAGAAUUAGUUGGAGUUACAUCAUGUGUAAUCGGUGAUAUGGCAUCAAGACCUAAUUUCGGAUUAAACGAACUCGAUUUUGUUUUCUCUACCUUAGUUGUUGGAUCUAUUCUCAAUUUUGUUCUUAUGUAUCUUUUAGCGCCAACUGCAUCCAUGGCUUCCACUUCACUUCCUUCCAUUUUUGCGGGUUGCCCGCAAGGCCAUAUGUUUGAACCCGGAUCAUUCGGGCUUAUGGCUCGUUGUGGAACGUUUGUCUACAAAGGAGCAUUAUUUGCUGCUGUUGGACUUGCUGCUGGAUUGGUUGGUACUGCUAUCUCAAACGGGCUGAUUAGCAUGAGGAAGAAAAUGGAUCCGGGUUUUGAAACUCCCAAUAAACCACCUCCGACAUUGUUGAAUGCUGUAACUUGGGCUACUCAUAUGGGUUUGAGUAGUAAUUUAAGGUACCAAACUUUGAAUGGGAUUGAAUAUUUUCUUGCUAAAGCCACAUCACCAAUGGUGUUUAAGUCAUCAGUGGUGGUAUUAAGGUGUUUGAAUAAUGUUCUUGGUGGAAUGACUUUUGUGAUGUUGGCUCGAUUUACGGGUUCUCAGAGUGUUGAACCCGAGAAGGCGGUGGAGACAGAGGCGGAGACGGAGGUGGUUGUUAGAAUGGAGGAUGAGAAGGAGAAGUUGGUUAAUCAGUCGACUUGAAAUGAAGGUUAUUUUACUAUUAUUCAUCAUACCGUGAGACGAUCUCAUACAAGAUAUGCUAAGGAUUUGGUUCUUAGUACGUGUAUGAUUAUGAAUUGAAGGGGAGUUUUGGUUGGUUUUGUAGGUAGAUUGUGCGUUAGAAUAAAAUAAAACAAAUGAAUAAUAACGUACCCUAGUGGCUUGUUGUGGUUGUGGGACUACCCUCGCUCUACGUGGAAGCUUUAUGUUGACUCUACGAGGAUGCUUUAUGUAGUGGGUUAUUACGAGGAUGCUUUGUGUAGCGGGCUAUUUUCGCAGCGGAUUGUCCGUUACUCUCGUACGCUCGCUCUAUGAGGAUGCUUUUUUGUAAGGCCAUCACUCUUUUUCUACGAGGAUGCUUUGUGCAGCGGACUAACUUUUUAUUGUACUAAUGGCUAGUAGUACAAUUUUAAUGAAGUUUUGUCUUUAUGUAGAGGACUUUUGAUUAAAGUACCUACAAGGAUGUUUACCCUUGUAAUUUUCAAUUUUGUUAUGUUUGUGACACCAUGGUGCUCAAUUGCUCAUCAAACUCCAAUAUUGGUAACUUUUAGUUGUAUAGUUGGGGUAAAAUAAUUCAUAAUUGUUUUGGUUUAUAUAGGUCGAUUUAUCAUUA